GUCAUCGUAUUUUUCUAGACGCAGCUGACGAUGUAAACAAGAAAAGACAGUCGAGGGCAGCGGGGAUCAAAUAGGCCGGCGUCACCGCAAAUGAUAGCCAUUACAUGCUCAUAAACGGCUGACAUGGGGCUGCCCGUUACAAUUAAAGUGAACUUCCGGGGCAACGUGAAGAGAUUCCUGGCCCAGGAUUUGGACAAACUGGAGUGGGAGUCCGUUGAAGCCUGGAUCAAAGCGUCUUUUGGAAUCAACCACUUUCAAGUCAAAUACUUCGAUGAGGACAACGAAGAGAUUUGUAUAAACAGUCAAGAUGAAUAUGAAGAAGCCAUCAAGAGUGCCGAGAAGCAGGGGAACCAGUUGCACAUGAACGUGUACAAGAUGAAAGGUCAGGCCUGCGGAGGCCCGCCGAAGACGGAGGUGAAGGAGCUGAAGGGAGACCUGAGGCCUGCUCCACCUUAUCCGUCAAGGGUGAAAACGGUGGACAAAGGCACACAGGUCACCCCAGAGAGAGAAGCGGUCACAGUGAAGGACAACAAGGGGAACAAGCCAGAAGAUGAACCACCUCCGAUGUGGUUUAGAUCAUACAUGGAUAAGUUUAAAGAUGAGGUGGUGAAGGAGGUGGUGGAGAGGAUGUGCAGUGACUUCUCUGGCCAGUGUUGCACCCACAAGUCUGCCGACGGGCCCCUUGAGGCCAGCGCGGCUAGCAGCGCUCCUGCAGGGCCCCGGCCAGGCCCCUCCACCUCAACGGGAUCCCUCGGCUACACCCCCAACUGCAGCAGCUGCAACAAACUCACCUCGGAAGGGGCGUACAAGUGCAGCGUGUGCCCGUCCUGCAUCCUGUGUGAGAUGUGCAGACACAGCCACGACCCCAGCCACAACCUUGUGAGAACCAAGACACCUCUCUCCAUCCCUGAGCAUGGAAUGUCAGGAGAGUUGAGGUUCCCAAGGCGAGGAGACAGGACAGUGCGCAAGGCCGAGCGACAGCGCCUCAAAGCUGAAAGGAGGCAACUAAGAGCCGAAGUGAAGGAAAUCAAGAAGAAACUGAGACUGGAGAAGAGGGGGCUGCCGUGGAGCGGGCCCUCCACCUCGGGCAGAGGCACCCUGACAAACACGGCCUCCGCCUCCACGCAGGUCCCGGCAAUGUCCCCCCCCGCCGCCCCAGAAACAGCCUCAGGUCCCGCCCCCGCCCCGGUCCCCGAUCCCCAGGCCUCCAGUCCAGAGGGUCCCGUGGUCUCGAACACGUCCUUGGUUUCUACUAUGGCCGCCUUGUUUCUGGACGAAAAUCUGCCGGACGGCACCCGUCUGGAGCCCGGAACCAAGUUCAUCAAAUACUGGAAGAUGAGGAACUCAGGCAGUAUCAGCUGGACCUCAGAGACCAAGCUAGUGUUCAUGUGGGGGAACCUCGGCCUGGCGUCGGGGGACAGGAGAGAGGUGCCGGUCCCGUCGCUGCUGCCGGGACAAGUGGGCGUGGUCAGCGUGGCCUUCGCCGCCCCCGUGACGGAGGGGACGUACACCUCCCACUGGCGGCUGGCGCACUGCGGCUGUCAGUUCGGGCCGCGCGUCUGGUGCAGCAUCGUGGUGGACGGCGGCGGCGGCGAGGCGCUCGGGCAUCAGAGCGAACGACUGGAGGAUGAGGAGGAGGAGGAUGAGGUGGUGGUGGUGAAGAAGGAGCAGGAGGGCAGGCCCCAGCACAGCGGCCCAGGUCUGCCUGUGGACCUGAACCACGAGGACUACUACUUCCCCUCCGUCGACCUGCUGACCGCACAGGACCUGCUGUCGUUUGAAUUGCUGGAUAUAAAUAUUGUGCAAGAGUUGGAGAAGGUUCCAAACAACACACCUGAGGACCUGACCCCCUGCAUAUCCCCUCUGCCCCACGAUGCACCCGUUCUGGAGAAGGCCAUCAUCGCGCGGAUGAGAGAGGAAGCCGAGGUCACGGGGGUCAGAAAGCUCUUCGGAGUCAGGGCGCGGCAGCAGAGGGCCCCCGAGGGCCAAGAGGAGGACCGCGAGGAGGAGAUCAGUGGAGCCCAGUUCCUCUGCGAGACGGUCAUCCGCUCUCUGGCCCUGGAGGAGGCCCCCGAUCACAGACCCCCUCGCAGGGCCCAGCACGGCAGCCACAACAAGCCGCAGGUGGUGUCCCGGGGCACCAGCUUCUGCUUUGAGAGAGCCUUCGAGGCCGAGAAGAUGGAGACGGUGCAGGAAGGAGGCGAGGAGAUCAGCGCCGCCAGACUCCAAAGUUCCGCCCCGCCUCUCAGCCCGGUCACCCAGGAAGAGGAGAUGAGGCCAGUUCUUCUGCUGGAACCAGCAAAUGAAAACCUGCACGUCAGUUCGGAUCAUGACAUCGAGGCGGAAGAGGUCCUGGUCCUUGAGGACGUGCAGGAUAUCCCCGAGGAGAAAGAGGAGGGUGGAACCAAAGGAGAAGAAUGGGAGGAGGUCAGCAGCCAGACCUCCUCGGUCUCCUCCUGCGACGAUUACAUCAUCGUCCUCCCGGACUGCUUCGACACCAGCCGGCCUCUGGGCGAGUCCAUGUACAGCUCCGCCAUGUCGCAGCCCGACGCCGACCUGGACGUGGAACAGGAGGACGAGGGGGAGGUAGAGGAUGAGGAGGGAGAAGAGAAGGAGGAGGAGGAGGAGGGAGAAGAAGAGGAGGAGGAGGAGGAAGAAGAGUCCGCCGCCGAGGAGGCGCCGCCGCCGCAGCAGCAGCAGCAGGAGGCGGCGGUCGAAGCCGAGGACUCCGCCGCCGCGACCUCGUGGCCGCCGCUGGUCCCGCCGAGCCACAGCAGCGUGAACCAGAUGCUGUGCGCCUCGCAGACGCUGGACGCCGUGACGCUCACGCCGGAGGUGGUGCCCCCGCCACCGGCGCUGCCCGACCUCCCGCGACCCCCGCCGGCCCUCUACUCGCCCAGGUCAGAGGCGCUGUACCUGUCUGAGGACCCCAGUCCUCCAGCCUGUGAUCCAUAUGAGCCACACCAGCCGAGGGUCCACCUAAAUGUAUCAUCCGGUCUGUCCAGAUCAGCAGGCUCAGCAUCCAGUGCCUUUGAGACGUAUAACCCCAGGCCCAGCAACGCUCUGCAGCCGAGGGGCCAAGGAGGCAUCACGGAGGGACUCGUCAAGGGGGCCCUCUCUGUGGCAGCGUCCGCGUACAAAGCUCUGUUCACUGGACCAAACUGCUCAAUACAGCGCGGCAUCGACCCGGCCACCAGGCAGGACCCCUCCCUGAUGGCCAUGCUGCUUGAGAUGGGCUUCAGAGAUCAGCGGCUCAACCAGCAGCUGCUGAGGAAGCACGGCUACAGCCUGCUGCACACCGUCAACGAGCUGGUGCAGAUGACCGAGGACGGCCACAACAAAGCGCUCAACGCGCUGCACUGAGGGGGGG
Messenger RNA from Pungitius pungitius (ninespine stickleback), 3370 nucleotides. It is a transcript of the gene nbr1a, whose product is annotated as NBR1 autophagy cargo receptor a. Gene Ontology annotation, cellular component: phagophore assembly site. The transcript has 22 exons. Gene Ontology annotation, molecular function: ubiquitin binding. NCBI's taxonomy places the organism in Eukaryota, Metazoa, Chordata, Actinopteri, Perciformes, Gasterosteidae. Bases 124 to 3363 code for a protein of 1079 amino acids. The record is from RefSeq and is a predicted model, not a curated record. Gene Ontology annotation, biological process: macroautophagy.